AUGGGCUGGUUCGAUGGACCCUCCUCCUCCUCCAAGUCCUCCUCAGGAGGCUACUACGUCCGCCGCCGCGGCUCCCCAACCCGCAGCCACAAAGGGCACUCCUCCUCCAGCUCAAAGGGCUACUCAAACCCCAAUGCCCGACACUCCACAUCCUCAAUCUUCAGUCUCGGCCGAGCCCCAAGCGCCCGCUCCUCCAGCCCAUCCGUCUUCUCGGUAUUUUCCUCGUCGUCACGCCGCGCCCGCCCGCGCGAGGGCUUCGUCCAGCGCAUGAUUCGCUCUAUCAAGAAGCUCAUCCGGGAUAUCUACCGCUACGCGCGCCACCACCCUGUUAAGGUGUUCAUGCUGGUUAUUCUGCCGCUGUUGACGAGUGGCGUGUUGCCCAAGUUGUUGGCGAUGGUGGGGUUGAGGCUGCCGCAUGGAGUGGCGAGUGCGCUGGGGAGUUCGGGGGCUGGUGCGGCGCGUGGGUUUGGUGGGUUAGAGGGUGGUGCUGGGAAGGGGUUGUCGGAGAGUGUGAAUGGGUUGAUGAGUUUGGCGAAGAUGUUUGCCUGA
This is a messenger RNA of Penicillium daleae, 549 nucleotides long. RefSeq lists its product as uncharacterized. The transcript has a single exon. The record is from RefSeq and is a predicted model, not a curated record. Bases 1 to 549 code for a protein of 182 amino acids. Lineage: Eukaryota; Fungi; Ascomycota; Eurotiomycetes; Eurotiales; Aspergillaceae.